Molecule: messenger RNA, 2004 nt
Organism: Diceros bicornis minor
Lineage: Eukaryota; Metazoa; Chordata; Mammalia; Perissodactyla; Rhinocerotidae
Gene: TCF19
Product: transcription factor 19
Exons: 4
Coding region: 428-1465 (345 amino acids)
Biological process (GO): regulation of gene expression
Cellular component (GO): nucleus
Molecular function (GO): protein binding
Source: RefSeq, a predicted model, not a curated record
AGCCGCGGGAGCGCCAGCGCCGGCCGGAGCCCGAGAGGUCCCGGGGCCGCCGAGAGGCUGGCACUGCCUGGAGGGGAGACCCUGCCACUGCACCGCGCGAUUGAAGGCUCCCCGAGUAUUUUGCGGCCUGAGGAUCCGGUUCAACUAAGGUGCCAUAAGACGUGUUGGUUUUUGCACUGCACCGGGACCUUCUCCGAACUUUUCAGUUGCAAAGCUGCUUGACAGCCAAUUUUCCAUCGUGUGCCUAGGCUCCUUGUCCUCUGAAUUUGCACCAUUCAGGGAGUGUCCUCAAAGUUGAAAUUGCACAAAGCACAGCUCAAGUUUGUAUCAGACGGAAAGUAAACUUAGGCCGGCCAUGCAUCACCCAGGAGUGGGAAAGGUGAUGGAUUCCUGAAGUGGAAGAGGUGGUGCGGAGGGGGCACCGCCCAUGCUGCCCUGCUUCCAGCUGCUGCGCAUAGGGGGCGGCAGGGGCGGUGAUCUCUACACCUUCCACCCCCCAAGCGGAGCUGGCUGCACCUAUCGCUUGGGCCGCAGGGCCGACCUGUGUGAUGUGGCCCUGCGGCCCCAGCAGGAGCCCGGCCUCAUCUCUGGAGUCCACGCGGAGCUGCACGCUGAAUGCCGGGGCGAUGACUGGAGGGUCAGUCUGGAGGACCAUAGCAGCCAAGGGACUUUGGUCAAUAAUGUCCGACUCCCAAGGGGUCAUAGGCUAGAGUUGAGUGAUGGUGACCUUCUGACCUUUGGCCCUGAAGGGCCCCCAGGAACCAGCCCCCCGGAGUUCUACUUCAUGUUUCAGCAAGUCCGCGUCAAACCUCAAGAUUUUGCUGCCAUUACCAUCCCUCGGUCUAGGGGAGAAGAGGGAACCAGGGCUGGUUUCCGGCCCAUGCUGCCCUCCCAGGGGGCUCCACAGCGCCCCCUCAGCACCCUCUCCCCUGCCCCCAAAGCCACGCUGAUCCUCAACUCCAUCGGCAGCCUCAGCAAGCUCCAGCCCCAGCCCCUCACCUUUUCCCGGAGUGGGGGUGGGCCACAGAGCCUGCCUGUUCCCACUCCCCCUGGGGAAGUGGGGACCACCCCUUCUGCCCCACCCCCAAGGAAUCGCAGGAAAUCAGCUCACCGAGUGUUGGCAGAACUGGAUGAUGAGAGAGAGGGUCCCGAGAGCCCUCCACCAGUCCUUACAGAGCCCAGGAAGAAAUUCCGUGUAGAGAAAACCCCACUUACACCUAGUGGAAAUCGACGUGGGCGUCCUCGGAAGCACCCAGUGAGCACCCCCAUUGCUCCCCCCGCAGUUGGGGGUGGGGAGCCCUGUGCAGCCCCUUGUUGCUGCCUGCCCCAAGAAGAGACAGUAGCCUGGGUUCAGUGUGAUGGUUGUGACGUCUGGUUCCAUGUGGCCUGUGUUGGCUGUAGCAUCCAGGCUGCCAGGGAGGCCGACUUCCGGUGCCCAGGGUGUCGUGUAGGCAUCCAGACCUAAGGCCACCAUCACGGCACCAGAGGACAGAGCUGGCACCUCCAGGCCACGGGUGGACACAGUGGUGUGCCAAUGAGUCCUAAGAAAUGCCCCUUCUUCCCUUGCCUCCCCAGGAGGGAAUGACUACAGGGGAAGGGUCCAUUGCUAUGGAUAUCGAUUGGAGGCCUGGAGCAGGCCCUCAUGGCCAAGGUGACAGAAGAGAUGGUUUCCUACCAAAGAUAUUGCUGCCUGCAGGGAGUUGCCAGAGAGCUGGAAAUUCCCACUGUUACAAGCUGUAGGUCCUUGUCAUGGACGUUAGGACGUCUGUGGUCAGAGCAACCAAUUGCAGAGGCCAUGCCUUGAAAGAUGUAAGCCCCUGACUGGAACAAGCAAGUUCUUAAUGUUGUUGGAUGGCACCACCUAAGGCAUUCUGGAAAGACCUAGGCCACAGCCCCAAAACUUCCUUAAGUUGUGGGUAGUCUUGCCACUGACCAUGAUGAUCGUGACCUGGCUUUUCAGAACUUUGCUUCCAUUUCCAAAUAAACAAUGAGCAGCUUCAUUCA